AUGGCGAACAUGCUAUUGGAUUUCUUCCAGAACGACGUGUUUCGGAGCUUGAGUGUCGCCACUAUCAUAGCCUACCCUGAAAUUGCCAAAUGGUAUCUACCCAUUGUUUAUCCAGUUUCACCACUGGAUAACCUCCAAAGACCCAUCAUUCACGCGGGUGUACCAUCAGAUAGUUCGGCCACAGUUGUAAUAGUUACUAGAACGGCUUCUGUGUUUCGACCCGUUACUACUACAUUGACAACGCAAUCCACCGUAACUCGGACGCAGACUGAUACCGUUACCGAUACCACUACCGAUACUACCACGCGCACUUUGUUCGACACGACUUUUGACACUCUGACAGCCACGUCGACAUUGUAUGAUGGUAUACAAUACGUCACAAAAUACUCUGGUGUUGAAUAUGCAGAGGCCGUUCCACGUUCAACCUUCUCGCACACGUGGUGUGAUGAGACUGAUAUAAGAGACGAGGAAAGUCCAUGCGCACUUCGAUCUACUCCAAUACUUGCCCCGGGUCCUACCUCAGGUGAAGGCAAUCUUGCCUCAGGCAAUAAACUGCUUUUACCGGGUCCUGGCUGGAAAGACAUACUAUUGUUAGUCUGUAUUGGAGUCAUCGGAACGCUCCUAUGGAUCAUAAAACAACGUACAGGUCAACCCUGGAUGCUGGAGAAGUUUGAAGAGAUUGCCUAUCUGAAGGAGCGGCUGAAAGCAUUGACCACAGAAGUUAAUGAAACAACUAAGAAAAAUCAAGCCCUAGAAAUCACACUCGAAAACGAAAUAAGGAAGCACAGUGUUCUCCAAGAGAUACGUCGGCGAAUGCUGGAACGAUCGAAGAUGUUGUUCAGAAACCUUACGACCGUUCAAGUUUCAGUACUGAAAGAGCCCAAGGAGGUCUUCAUUAGGGUUUGCCAAGAAGCGAUGGCAGCACAAGAAAAGGAGAAGAAGUUGAUGGAAGAUCUCAAAUCAGCGAACACUGACUGUGCAAGAGAAAUAGAGAGACUAAAGCUUGUUGUCAAGGGGAAAUAUGCAGAAAUUGAGAACAUCAAGCGCCACGACGGUCGAGGCGACUUGAAGGACUUUCAAAUUUCACUGAAUGUGAGAGACAACGCGAUGCGACGGAGUGCGGACGUCCACGAGAGACAGAUGGCAGAAUUGAGAGCAGAACUUUCAAAGCUCACACGGGACUAUGACAACUUGAAAGCAAGCUCGGAUGAAUACCGAGAGCUCAAAGAUGGUGAUCUUGAGAAACUGAAAGAGCAAAGCCGUCAAGAUCAACAGAACAUGGCCGCACUCCAAGGCCAAUACGACUCAUUGAUACAAACAGCAACACAGCAAAUCCAGGAGAUGCAAGCUAACCUUGACCAGCAACAAUCGGAAAAAGUCAAGUGUGAAGAGGGAGCAAGCACCCUGCGGGACAAGGUUGCUGCAUUGGAAAAAGAGCUUGCCAGUGCACAACAAACAUCGCAAAUGGAUGACGCUCCGCCUUCUGAAUCAUCAAAAGAUGGUGAUGCAUCAGUUCCGUUUAGCCCGACCUGGCUCUUUGACCCUACCCAUAGGGUGCCGCCUCCUUCGGAGGAUGCACUUUGA
Plenodomus lingam JN3 is the source of this 1584-nucleotide messenger RNA. RefSeq lists its product as uncharacterized. The record is from RefSeq and is a predicted model, not a curated record. NCBI's taxonomy places the organism in Eukaryota, Fungi, Ascomycota, Dothideomycetes, Pleosporales, Leptosphaeriaceae.